Molecule: messenger RNA, 2321 nt
Organism: Penaeus chinensis
Lineage: Eukaryota; Metazoa; Arthropoda; Malacostraca; Decapoda; Penaeidae
Exons: 4
Coding region: 156-695 (179 amino acids)
Molecular function (GO): protein dimerization activity
Source: RefSeq, a predicted model, not a curated record
GCAGAGUGAGGUUGUGUCACUUUCUCCUCUCGUGGUUCCUUCGCGGACUAACCCGUCGGUAGCUGGACUCUGAGCAUGAACACGGGUUUUGUGAUUUCUUAAGCGCUGAACGAAGGGGUAGUGAAGAUUCCUUGCCCACUGGAACGUGUGUGUGUAUGGAUGAGCCUUUGAUAUUCUCGAUUUUCCAAGGGAGAGAGGCGUUCAUGGCGGAGGUAGAGGUAGUCGCUCUGUGCCCUCGCGGAGACGCCCUUCACCCGCCGCCACAGGUCAGGGAUCAGGUCACGGCAGCAGCGCGGGUCAAGAUGCUGUCGGGGCCUCACGCGUCGAGGAUCGUUCGGAAAUACAGGAGGACGCGGCUGCAGCAGGUCAAGAGGCAAGAGUACAAAAAGUUGCGGAACAUGGUGCCGGCGCUGCAGGAGAAGAACCGCGUGUCGAAGGUGGAGGUGAUUGAAGCGACGAUCCAGUAUAUCGACGAACUCCACUUGGCGCUUAUUAAGAGGUUUCGGAGCAGGGGGCUUCCGGCGACGCUUAGAGACUUACCAGUAGAGGCCCACGACGUGCACGGAGGGAACAUCCGGGAACUCGUCCGACAUCUCCUGGCGACCUGCAACCCGACCUCCCUCCCUCCCACCCGCAUAGAGAACGCCCGUACCCUCCCUUCCUUUAUACAGAAACUGUGCAAAAGGAGGAGUUGAAAAGAGAGGAGAUGGGAAGGAAGGAGGUGGAGAAAAAGGGAGAGAGAUAGAGAUAGAGAGAGAGAGAGAGAGGGACAAAAGAUGGGAGAAAAUGGGAGAAGGGGGACGUGUUUAAACCGAAGUGGAGUGAGACAGACACAAGAAAAAAAGAGAAAGAAGGAAAAACUAAAAGACAGAAAGAGACAAUAAAAGAGAGUCGGGGAAUAUGCGCUUAGAAACUAGAUAAUAAGAGUGGAAAGAGAAUCUAAUAUAUAGAAAUCAUAAGAAUAGUUAAUAGACGAGUGAGUCAGCUCGGUGCAACCCCCCAGCACUUCUGACAGAACAGACUGAAAACGUGUUCAUGCUAAGGUUCCUCUCUCCUCUUGGACCAAGGCCAACUAGUCUUAGACUUUUCUUUGGGAAUUUCUUUUAUUUUCGUUUUUAUUCUGUGAAAUAAAAGUGUGAGCGUGGAAUUCUCACGAAUGUCUUUCAUCAUAGUUUCGCUGUUGUUGUUUUUAAUUGCGUUACCCUUUGUUUUUUUCUCUCUCUUUUAAUGUGUUAUGUAUGUAUAUAAAUACCCCCAGUGAUGCAUAGGCGCUAUUAUUUAAUCUCCGAAGCUUGCAUAAUCUUCCCUGGUUUUUCGUUGCCGCUGUCUCUGCAUCGGCAACAUGUAGCAAAACCGUCAGGAACUUUAUCUUGUGCAAUGUAACACUGCAGGUAUCAUUUGCCACGAGGGAAAGUUCGCAUCACCUUGCAGAAGGGAAAAUUGCCAGCGAUGAAAAUGCAACAUUGCAACGGAAUUAUAAUCAUCCGCUGUUACGUACCAGCUCUGAUAGUAUGAUGGAAGAUGAGAAGUUGCAACUGAAGUUUUUGGUGAAGUGUCUGUGAAGUUACCGCAAGACCGGAUUCAGAAGCUUUCAGACUGUAUUUUUUUUUUUUUUUUCUUCUUCUUCUUCUUCUUAUCAAUUCUCUUUCUUUUCUCUUUUAUAAAUCGGGGAGGUGAUUUUUGAUUCGUGUUAAGUCUCUCAAAAUAUGACUUUCGUUCCCCAUUGUCAUGGUAUCAAUUUCGGUUUUAAUCAGGAGUGUGGGGGAGAGGGGGAGGGGGGAUAAUGGGAGAGUUAUCGUAAAAAGAUUUAAAGAAAUGAAAAAAAAAUCCUAAUGAUAACAAGGUGACCGACGGAAGGCAAUCAAGCGCAUGACAUAUUUUAAAACAUAUGUAUGUACGUAACUUCACUGCAGACAUGUUUUUAAAUUGCCAGAAUGUAAUGUACAUAUGCUCAGUGUACUUGUAUUUGAAACGAUUUAAGAACUAAAAAUUCUGACAUUCUAUUCUUUAUCGAUUGCAAAGAAAUCCCAUACCUAAAUUAUACAAAUUAUUUAUAUAAAUCGUACAUUUUCUCUUUAUAUAUACAUACAAUGUAUAUAUAUACACAAAAAUCGGACUUUAAUAGGCAUUUCCAUUUAAAGACCACAGCGCAGUCUGUAUCUAUUUUAAGUGUACAGACAUCGCUAGUUUCUAUAACUAACGCAAAUGGUGAUAACAUUGCUUUAUUUCUCAUAUAAUUGUGCCAAAUUGUGUACAUAAUGUAUAGAAUAUUGUUAGUACUUUUAAUCCACAAAGGAAGUAAAAUAAAUACAGUUUAUACU